AUGGGGUGGUCGGACAAACGUCAUGUGGAGAACUUGAGUAUCGAGUUUACACUGCACAAGGUCUUUCCAAAUGCGUGUGCUGAGAAUCUGUGGAAUAUUACAUGGCAGAGAAUGAGUACAGACAGCUAUGCGAGCACUUUAAAACACUUGUUGCAGAAAGUAUGCAACGACGCGAUCAUUAUCUACCGAGUCAUCUGUUACCCGGACACUGGCCGAGUUUCAAGAGCUAUUGAAGUCAUUAGUCGAGCGAGGAGAAAACAUGACUUUGUGUACUUUGUACGAACCCUGGACGUCCCUGACGUGAAGCAGCGGGUGUGUGCACCGAACGUCUGGACGCAGUCUCUGACGGUGCUUCGUUUCAUACCGAGCGAAUUAGAUUAUCCUGGUACUGGCUGUAUCGUACAGUACGGAGGAAACUACGCGAAUAUUCCCAAAGCCUGUGUCAAGUACUGGCUUAUGGAAGUUUUGUUUCUGGUGCUGCGUUUUGAGUCGUCAUUGAUCUCGCCCAUGUUUUUGCUCUGCAAUUGA
Molecule: messenger RNA, 528 nt
Organism: Peronospora belbahrii
Lineage: Eukaryota; Oomycota; Peronosporomycetes; Peronosporales; Peronosporaceae
Source: the annotation of a GenBank genome assembly